AUGCCUCCCAUUCCCUUUCCUCAAAAGCUCAAGAAGAACAAACAAGACACAAACUAUGAAAAAUUUCUCGAUGUUCUCAAGAAGCUCCAGAUCAAUGUUUCGUUCAUAGAUGCUAUACUACAAAUUCCAAGCUAUAAGAAAUGUUUGAAAGAGAUGUUGACAAAGAAAAGAAAGCUUCCAGAGUUUGAAAUUGUUGCAUUAACUGAGAAAAGUAGUGCAAGACUCCAGAGAAAAUUGCCUCCUAAAUUGAAGGAUCCAGGGAGUUUUACUUUACUAGUUUCAAUUGGAAAUUCUUAUUCAACUAAUGCAUUGUGUGACACUGGUGCUAGUAUCAAUCUAAUGCCAUAUUUUGCUUACAGGAAAUUGGGACUAGGUGAAGUCAACUCAACAUCAAUAACACUACAACUCGCUGAUAGAACAAUCGCAAGGCCACAUGGCAAUGUUGAGGUUGUACUCGUAAAAGUAGGAAAUUCAAUAUUUCCUGUGGAUUUCAUUGUAUUGGACACACCAGAAGAUCGAGACAUUCCAAUUAUAUUGGGUUGA
Olea europaea var. sylvestris is the source of this 543-nucleotide messenger RNA. RefSeq lists its product as uncharacterized. The coding region runs from base 1 to 543 and encodes 180 amino acids. The record is from RefSeq and is a predicted model, not a curated record. The transcript has a single exon. NCBI's taxonomy places the organism in Eukaryota, Viridiplantae, Streptophyta, Magnoliopsida, Lamiales, Oleaceae.